GGUCUGCCCACUGAGUCCUGUAGAGGUGGCCGCAGGCCUGCACUGGCCUCAGUGCACGUGCACCCGGUGUGGUGGGGGAGCGGGCCGGGACAGAUCUAGGGAGGCUUAGGGCAUGGCAGGCUUCCCGACUGCCUGGAAUGGGGCUCAUGCUUCAGUGCCACAAAGGCUGGACGAGCUCCACCUGGGCCAGCGGCAAUGCCGGGCUGGGCAGUGCCAGGCUGGGCAGUGCAGGACCCGGGGGUUAGAGAAGGCGGCGUGUUCCCCUAACAUGGGGCGUGUGAGGGUCACCGGGAAGCUUUACUAAAAUGCAGCUUGCAGGGUCCUACUCCCAGAGAGGGUCUGGUCAGUGGGUCUGGAAUGGGGCAGGUUGACAGUGACCGCCAAUUCAGGGGUCACACCAUGAGUCCUGCCAAAGUGACCCCAUGGCCUGGAAGCAGCCGUCCCAGGUGGGUCUGGCGUGACCAGACCUCUUCCAGGCCGGCCCCCGGCAAUGCACAGUUCCUGUCAUCUCUGCUGGCGGCCCUGGCCCGCACAGAAGCCCCCUCCCGACACGCCUUUUAAGGAGCCCGCACCGCCAUGCCAGCGGGGUGGAAGGGAACCUUGUGUACUGUGGCCCACUCGAGGGCCGGGGGGGCCUGGGGCCCAGGUGUGCCUGUCACCAUCACACGUGAGUGUCUGGUCAGGUCAGAGGGUGCCCUGUCCCCAGAAUAGCCUCACCCUGCUGGGCAGUGCCCCAGGAGUCCAGAAGAUACAUGUGCUGGCAUGGGGGCCACUUCCCUCUGGGGGCCAGGGGACUCCGUCCCUGUGAGCAUCCCCCAUGCUGUAGGCUUCUCUCGCUUCUAUUUGCAUUCGUUUAUUUCUUCCACGAGAGCGCGAUGGAGAGAGAACGUUCCUGACAGGUCUCUGCCACGGUCCUCCCCCAGCCCUCCCCAGGUCAUGGCCACCCUGCCCAGCGUACUCAGGGAGGUCUGCAGACACGAGCCCAGGGCCUCACCAACGGUCGUGUCUGACCAGCACGCCGCCAGCCCAGAUAACGUUUCCGGGUCCCUCCUCCUCCUGCUGCCCCGAGGCUGUCGCUGGCCCUCGGGCGCCCAUGGGACGGGUGAAGCCCCCCUGGACCGCGGCUCCUCCCAGUGGCCGUCGUCCUGCUGGGCCCCCGCCACGGCGCCAGGAUGCACGUGUCGGCGGUGCUCAACGCCCUCCUGGUGUCGGUGCUGGCUGCCGUCCUGUGGAAGCAUGUACGGCUGCGGGAGCAUGCGGCCACCCUGGAGGAGGCGCUGGCCCUGGGCCAGCAGGCCCCCGAGCCCGCGCCCUCGCCGAGGACCGACUACGCGAAGGCCCUGCGCAGCCUGACCGAGGGCGGCACCCGCAUGGUGUGCACGGGCCGCACCCACACCGACCGCAUCUGCCGCUUCGCCUGGCUCUGCUACUCCAGUGAGGCCGAGGAGUUCGUCUUCUUCCACGGCAACGCCUCGGCCAUGCUGCCCAACCUGGGCUCCCGGCGCUUCCAGCCGGCGCUGCUCGACCUGUCCAGCGUGGAGGACCACAGCGCCCAGUACUUCAACUUCGUGGAGCUGCCGGCCGCCGCCCUGCGCUUCCUGCCCAAGCCGGUGUUCGUGCCCGACGCCGCGCUCAUCGCCAACCGCUUCAACCCCGACAACCUCAUGCACGUGUUCCACGACGACCUGCUGCCGCUCUUCUACACGCUGCGCCACGUGCCCGGCCUGGCGCGCGAGGCCCGGCUCCUCUUCAUGGAGGGCUGGGGCGAGGGCGCGCACUUCGACCUCUACAAGCUCCUCAGCCCCAAGCAGCCGCUGCUGCGGGCACAGCUGAAGGCGCUGGGCCGGCUGCUGUGCUUCUCCCAGGCCUUCGUGGGGCUGUCCAAGGUCACCACCUGGUACCAGUACGGCUUCGUGCAGCCGCAGGGCCCCAAGGCCAACAUCCUGGUCUCGGGCACCGAGAUCCGGCAGUUCGCGCGGUUCAUGACCGAGAAGCUGAACGCCAGCCACGCGGGCGCCGCCCUGGGCGAGGAGUACAUCCUGGUGCUGAGCCGCGGCCAGAACAGGCUCAUCCUGAACGAGGCUGAGCUGCUGCUGGCGCUGGCCCAGGAGUUCCAGAUGAAGACGCUGACCGUGUCCCUGGACGACCACGCCUUUGCCGACAUCGUGCGGCUGGUCAGCAACGCCUCCAUGCUGGUCAGCAUGCACGGGGCCCAGCUGGUCACCGCCCUCUUCCUGCCCCGAGGGGCCACCGUGGUGGAACUCUUCCCGUACGCCGUCAACCCCGACCACUACACGCCCUACAAGACGCUGGCCACGCUGCCCGGCAUGGACCUGCAGUACGUCGCCUGGCGGAACACGCUGCCCGAGAACACGGUCACGCACCCAGAGCGGCCCUGGGACCAGGGGGGCAUCACCCACCUGGACCGCGCCGAGCAGGCCCGCAUCCUGCAAAGCCGCGAGGUCCCGCGGCACCUCUGCUGCCGGAACCCCGAGUGGCUCUUCCGGAUCUACCAGGACACCAAGGUGGACCUCCCGUCCCUCAUCCAGACCAUCCGCCGCACGGUGCAGGGCCGGCCGGGGCCGCGGAAGCAGAAGUGGACGGUCAGCCUGUACCCGGGCAAGGUGCGGGAGGCGCGGUGCCAGGCGUCGGUGCAUGGCGCCUCCGAGGCCCGCCUCACUGUGUCCUGGCAGAUGCCCUGGAACCUCAGGUACCUGAAGGUCAGGGAGGUCAGGUACGAGGUGUGGCUGCAGGAGCAGGGGGAGAACACCUACGCGCCCUACGUCCUGGCCCUGCAGAACCACACCUUCACUGAGAACAUCAAGCCCUUCACCACCUACCUGGUGUGGGUGCGCUGCAUCUUCAACAGAAGCCUCCUGGGGCCCUUUGCAGACGUGCUGGUGUGUGGCACGUAGCAAGGGGCCGGGCCGGCCUCGCACCGGCUCCUCCAGGCUCCGACUCGAUCCCGGACCCGCUGAUCCCACGGAGGUGUCUCUGGGAGGCUCUUAUUUAUCCAGCUGCUGCACUGGGCCUGCACCUUGGGGUAUCCUGCACCCAGGACGUGGUGUUCACAGAGGGCGGACAUAGCCCUGCACGAGGGGCCCGGCCGGGACCCUCCUCCCAUCCAGUGUCCCGGGGCCCUCUGCCUCGGCCGCCCUGCUGUUACUGAGUCUCCGCGUUGGUGUCCAGGCGUCUGGAAGCCAGUGACAGUGUGGUCGGGUGGGUGAGUGGUUCAUCUGCUUCUGUCACUGCGAAAUUCCCCUGUAGCCCGGCGGAGGGUGUUUGGGACAUUAAUUAAAUGACUGUACACACUUCA
This is a messenger RNA of Tupaia belangeri chinensis (Chinese tree shrew), 3316 nucleotides long. It is a transcript of the gene POMGNT2, whose product is annotated as protein O-linked mannose N-acetylglucosaminyltransferase 2 (beta 1,4-). The transcript is spliced from 3 exons. NCBI's taxonomy places the organism in Eukaryota, Metazoa, Chordata, Mammalia, Scandentia, Tupaiidae. Gene Ontology annotation, molecular function: protein binding; protein O-acetylglucosaminyltransferase activity. Gene Ontology annotation, biological process: protein O-linked glycosylation via mannose. The coding region runs from base 1173 to 2915 and encodes 580 amino acids. Gene Ontology annotation, cellular component: endoplasmic reticulum. The record is from RefSeq and is a predicted model, not a curated record.